Messenger RNA from Pogoniulus pusillus (Red-fronted tinkerbird), 750 nucleotides. It is a transcript of the gene MIX23, whose product is annotated as mitochondrial matrix import factor 23. Lineage: Eukaryota; Metazoa; Chordata; Aves; Piciformes; Lybiidae. Gene Ontology annotation, cellular component: mitochondrial intermembrane space; mitochondrion. The record is from RefSeq and is a predicted model, not a curated record. The transcript has 5 exons. Bases 47 to 511 code for a protein of 154 amino acids.
CUGGCGGGGCCCGGCCCGGCCCGCUCCCCGGCCCGCCUCCUGCUGCAUGGGCCGCGCUGUCCCCGGCCUCUGCGCUAUGGCGGCGCCCGGCGCGGCGGCCACCUGCGAGGACUUCGCCGAGUUCCAGGAGUUGCUCAGGGUGAUGAGGACAAUUGAUGACAGAAUCGUCCAUGAAUUAAACACUACAAUCCCAACAGCUUCCUUUGUGGGCAAGGUGGAUGCCAGCCAGACAUGUAAAGAACUCUAUCAGUCUUUGAUGGAUGCUCACACCAGCAGAGAGAGAAUCAUCAAAAACUGUAUUGCUCAGACAUCCAGUGUAGUGAAGACUCUCAGAGAAGAGAGAGAAAAGGCCCAGGAUGAUGUAGCAUUAUUAAAGCAACUCAGGAAAGAACAAACAAAGUUGAAAUUGAUGCAGUCGGAGCUGAAUGUUGAAGAAGUGGUAAACGACAGAAGCUGGAAGGUAUUUAAUGAGCGUUGCCGAAUUCACUACAAGCCUCCGAAGAGUCAAUGAUGUGAGGUCUUUUCCAUCAGUGGUCCAUAACCAGGAGAGCCAAACUGGAAAGAGGUUUUGGGUGAGCUGUGUCGGGACCCUCCAGAACCAGUAGAACCCAGUCUUGUUUUGGACCUACUUAGCUGAAAACACAAGUUUGAAAUGAUUUUCCUGUAAUCAAGAGAAAAGAACUCAUCACCUUUUGUACAAACUACCUGAGCAAAUGAGUUUUAUAGUAUUAAAAGAAUUUUCAAAUGGAA